Messenger RNA from Polychytrium aggregatum, 1087 nucleotides. RefSeq lists its product as uncharacterized. The annotation marks the transcript as partial. The transcript is spliced from 6 exons. The record is from RefSeq and is a predicted model, not a curated record. NCBI's taxonomy places the organism in Eukaryota, Fungi, Chytridiomycota, Chytridiomycetes, Polychytriales.
AUGAAGCGCAGCGAGUCGUUUGGACAAGGCAGACGGUCAAUCUCGAGGGUUAACUCUGGCGGCGCCAGCCGACGCAGUUCGGUCACGACCAGCUCCAAGCUGCCCUCAAGCCGAUCGAACGACGGCAUGUUCCAGCGAGACCAAGCACCAAGGAACAUCGCCAACUCGGUUGAGCAGUUCCGGACGCCGGCUGCGCUGAGCUCGCAGUCCUUUCUGGACCUUCUCCAGCACUAUUCUGGGCUCGACUCGAGCGACGAUAUCCAGACCCUCCAGGCCGACCUUGUGCUGGCGUCCCAGAUCGGCCAGUCGCUGCUGACGCAGAAUCAAGAGUUCCACGAGAUUGUGGCGAAGGUCUUUCAGAGCCAGUGCGAUAUCGAGCGCGAGCGCGACGAGCUUCUGGUCCAAGUCGAAGUUCUCAGGGCAUCGUUGGCCCAGGCGACAAAGGAGCGAGAUGCGCUCGAGUCACAGUGCGAGCGCCAGCAGAGAGAUCUCGAUGAUGCCCACGGACGCACUGAGCAGAUGGAGCACCGGAUCCGAAGCCUCGGCUUUGAUGAGAAGGAGAAAGGCAAGGGCAACUUCCUCGCCUUGCGACAGCAGCUGGACGAAGCGGCCGAGUCUGCAUCGGCACUCCAAACCGAAACCGAGUCUCUGCGCACCCAACUGAAGCAGUCAGCGACAGAGAGGCAAGCAGCUGAAACCAGGAUCAGGUCUUUAUAUCAGGACCUUGACAGCCUCCAGGAGCUGCAUGAACACCUGAAGCAGUCCCAGAUUGCUCAAGCAGCCGAAUGGAAAGCCAAGCUUGAAUCUCUCAAGACGGACCACAAGCAACAGCUCGAGUCGAUAAUCCAACAGAGCCAUCAAGUUCAGCCGCAUUCACCACGACGCGGACGGCACAAUGAGCCCUUGCUGAUGGUUGACAGGUCCUGCGAAACGGAUCCUCAGGAGUCGUUCGCACAGGCAGAAGCUGUGUUGAAUAGUCCAGAUUCGACCAAGCCAGACCCGAUAAAGCAGAUUGCCGGAGCACUGCAAUCAGAUUUGGCGGCAUGGAAGGCGGCCGCAGAGGCAUACGAGGGAGACAAGACGCAGC